This is a messenger RNA of Toxotes jaculatrix (banded archerfish), 2316 nucleotides long. It is a transcript of the gene tars2, whose product is annotated as threonyl-tRNA synthetase 2, mitochondrial. The record is from RefSeq and is a predicted model, not a curated record. Gene Ontology annotation, cellular component: cytoplasm. Bases 104 to 2188 code for a protein of 694 amino acids. Gene Ontology annotation, molecular function: threonine-tRNA ligase activity; ATP binding. Gene Ontology annotation, biological process: threonyl-tRNA aminoacylation. NCBI's taxonomy places the organism in Eukaryota, Metazoa, Chordata, Actinopteri, Toxotidae. The transcript is spliced from 18 exons.
UGUCCUACUCCGUGCUUCCGGUGUAAUGGCCGCUCGCAGCGAAGGGGACAGCAGUGUUGGAUAUUUGGAAAUGAAGGCGUGUGUUUAGGCAGGUGUGUUUAGGAUGGCGGUGACGCAGCUGUUCCGGCUGGUUGUCUGUCGGCCGGCAGCUCGCGUGACACUUCGCGCGCACAGGAGGUACAGCAAGCUGCAGGAGUCCCCAGUUUUAUCUGAGCGACUUCAAGUCUUUGAGUCACUCAGGGAGAAACGAAGCCGUGAGAAGAGAGUUGAAGUUUCAGAAAAGCCCCUCAGCAUCCAACUGGCAGAUGGCCGGACAGUGAAAGGAACAGCUGGCAUAACCACACCUCUCUUUGUUGCUCAAAGUGUCCGGGUGAAAGGAGCUUUGUUGAGCAAGGUGAAUGGGGAGCUGUGGGAGCUUGGACAGCCCCUAGAGGAAGACUGUGAACUGCAACUUCUGGGGUUUGACACAGUAGAGGGAAAGCAGGCAGCAUGGAGGACCGGAGCAUGUGUCCUUGGCGGGGUGUUGGAGGGGGUCUUUGGUGCCGAGGUGUGCAGAGAAGGAACAUCAGAGCUGGGGCUUUACUGUGACCAUUUGCUAGAUAACAGUGCCUUGUCCCUGACUGAUGUGGAGGACAGGUGUAAGAAGGCUGCAGCCCUCAAACUUCCUCUGUCCAGACUGGAGCUGAAUACAGCAGAGGUGCAAGAGCUCUUCCAGAGCAGUAAGUUGAGACUGCAGCUUGUUGAGGAGCAGAUGAAUGGUCCCACAAUCACAGUAUAUAGGUGUGGAGACAGCAUAGGGAUCUGCAAUGGCCCCCUCCUCCCACACACUGGCCUCCUCAAGGUCUUCAAGAUGCUCCAGCUGUCGCCCGUGACCCUGGCCAAUCAGAUGGAGGCAUCAGGUUUAAUGCGUCUGUUAGGUGUUGCCUUUCCAGGAGAGAAGGACAAAGACGAGUGGGAGAGAGAGCAGGAGGAGGCGAGGAGGAGGGACCACAGGCGCAUCGGGACUGACCAGGAGCUGUUCUUCUUCAAUGACGUCAGUCCAGGCAGUUGCUUCUUUCUGCCUAAAGGAGCCCACAUCUACAACACACUCACUGACUUCAUUAAGAGUGAAUACCAAAGGCGAGGCUUCACCGAGGUCAUCACCCCAACCCUGUACAGCACUGCAUUAUGGGAGCGCUCAGGCCACUGGGAGCACUACAGCGAGAACAUGUUUACUGUGACAUCAGAGGGUUCUCAGACCUACGCUCUCAAACCCAUGAACUGCCCCGCACACUGUCUUAUGUUUGAGCAGCGAGUUCGCUCGUGGAGGGAGCUUCCUCUGCGAUGGGCCGAUUUCGGGGCACUGCAUCGUAAUGAGCUCUCCGGAGCUCUAGGAGGUCUCACUCGUGUUCGCAGGUUCUGCCAGGACGACGCUCACAUCUUCUGCACUCCUGAGCAGCUGGAAGAAGAAAUUGUGGCUUGUUUGGACUUUGUGAGGAGUGUGUAUCAAGUGUUUGGGUUUUCCUUCCACUGCCUUCUGUCUACACGUCCUACGCCGUGCCUAGGAGAGCCUGAACAGUGGGAUAAUGCAGAGCAGCAGUUGGAGAGGAGUCUGCAGCACUUUGGUGAACCUUGGGAGUUGAACCCAGGAGACGGAGCCUUCUAUGGACCAAAGAUUGACAUUCAAAUCAAAGAUGCCAUUGGCAGACAACACCAGUGUGCCACAAUCCAGUUGGACUUUCAGCUGCCAAUCCGAUUUGACCUUCAGUAUGUCGGGCAAGACGGACAGUUACACAGGCCAGUGAUGAUCCACAGAGCAGUGCUGGGAUCACUGGAGAGAAUGAUCGCUAUCCUGGCUGAAAACUUUGGAGGAAAAUGGCCACUUUGGUUGUCUCCAGCGCAGGUCGCAGUUAUUCCUGUGGGGGGCAACAGUGAGUCAUACGCCAAGCAGGUGGUCCAGCAGUUCCGUGUAGCUGGCUUCAUGGCUGAUUUGAAUGACGAUCAGGGAGCAACCUUAAAUAAGAAGAUUCGCUCCGCUCAGCUGGCUCAGUACAACUACAUAUUUGUGGUGGGGGAUAAAGAGAGUGAAACGGGAACAGUGAAUGUGAGGAGCAGAUGGGGUAAACAGCUGGGGAGGAGGCCAACAGAGGAGGUGCUGACAUCCCUCACACAGCUACGAGACACCAGGAGCAACCUAGAUGAGUUUUGAGGAUAAAGUCCAGGAAAUAAUGAGUCAUUGAUGUAAUUAAUGUUUGUUUUACAUGUUCAAGCUGUUAUACUUCAGCUUUGUCUGAAGGAGUGGCUGCUUAUUUAUAAUAAAAGCAUAUAAGUACUACU